AAGAGGACAUCAACUGGGUCUAUGUGCUUAGCCACUAUGCAGGUCACAGAGCAGACACUGCAUUAACAGGGAGUGUUAAUGCAAGCCUUGGAGUUUUUGCAAGCUCACAGUUGUCUUGGUAAGAAGAGAAGGCUGCAAUGGACCCAGCUGUGGUUCUGGUGCUCUGUCUCUCCUGUUUGCUUAUCAUCUUCCUUUGGAGACAGAACCCUGGGAGAGGCAAACUCCCUCCUGGCCCCACUCCUCUCCCAAUUAUUGGAAAUAUCCUGCAGAUGGAUGUUAAGGACAUCAGGAAGACUCUGAACAAUUUCUCAAAAACCUAUGGCCCUGUGUUCACUGUGUACUUUGGCAUGAAGCCUGCUGUGGUGUUACAUGGAUAUGAAGCAGUGAAGGAAGCCCUGAUUGAUCAUGGAGAGGAGUUUUCUGGAAGAGGCCUUUUCCCAAUUUCUGAAAGAACUAGUAAAGGACUUGGAAUCGUUUUCAGCAACGGAAAUAGGUGGAAGGAGAUCCAGCGCUUCACCCUCAUGACCCUGCGGAAUUUCGGGAUGGGGAAGAGGAGCAUUGAGGAACGUGUCCAAGAGGAGGCCCGCUGCCUUGUGGAGGAGUUGAGAAAAACCAAGGCCUCAUCCUGUGAUCCCACAUUCAUCCUGGGUUGUGCUCACUGCAAUGUGAUCUGCUCCAUCGUUUUCCAGAAUCAUUUUGAUUACAAAGAUGAACAUUUUCUUACCUUGAUGGAGAAGUUCAAUGAAAACUUCAAAAUUCUAAGCUCCCCAUGGAUCCAGCUCUGCAAUAAUUUCCCUGUUCUCAUUUAUUAUUUCCCUGGAAUUCAUAACAAAUUAGUUGAAAAUAUUUCUCUUGUAAGAAGUUAUAUUUUGGAGAAAGCAAAAGAACACCAAGACUCUUUGGAUGUUAACAACCCUCGAGACUUUAUUGAUUGUUUCCUGAUCAAAAUGGAGCAGGAAAAGCACAACUCACAGUCUGAGUUCACUAUGGAAAACUUGGUCAUCACAGUAUCUGAUUUAUUUGUUGGUGGGACAGAAACACCAAGCAGCACUCUGAGAUAUGGACUACUGCUCCUGCUGAAGCACCCAGAGGUCACAGCUAAAGUCCAAGAAGAGAUUGACCAUGUGAUUGGCAGACAGCGGAUCCCCUGCAUGCAGGACAGGAGCCACAUGCCCUACACAGAUGCUGUGGUGCAUGAGAUCCAGAGAUACAUUGACCUGGCUCCCUGUAGUGUGCCCCAUGCAGUGACCUGUGACAUUAAAUUCAGAAACUACCUGAUCCCCAAGGGCACAACCAUAUUACCAUCCCUGACAUCUGUGCUGCACGACGACAAAGAAUUCCCCAACCCAGAGAAGUUCGACCCUGGACAUUUUCUGGAUGAAAGUGGCAACUUUAAAAAAAGCGACUUCUUCAUGGCUUUCUCAACAGGAAGACGGAUUUGUUUGGGCGAGGGACUGGCCCGCAUGGAGCUGUUUUUAUUCCUGACCAGCAUUUUACAGAACUUUAACCUGAGAUCUUUGAUUGAUCCAAAGAAGCUCGAUGCCACUCCAGUUUCCUCUGGGUUUAUUUCUGUGCCACCCUUGUACAAAAUCUGCUUCAUUCCUGUAUGAAGAAGGUCAGAUCAUCUGGCUGCUGUGGCUGUCAUAUGCAGCUCUCCCUUAUCGAUGGCAUCCUCCACCUCCUUCCUACUAUUAGGGAUGUCUUCUCUGACCUGUUGUCUCCCCAUUCCCUUAACAUGCAGUGAACAUCCAGUGUCCAUAAAGGAGAUUUUUUGAAUUUUACUGCAAAACUAUAUUGGCUGUUCUCCAUACUCUGUAACACAGUAUUGACUGCUACAUAUGACAAUACUUACCUAGUGUUGAGUUGUUAAUAUGCUAUCACUAUAAAACUGAGAAAAAUGAUUAGUGUAUGAUAAUUCAGAGCCAUUCCUCCUAUGUUUUAAAUAAAAAGUGUUAUUAAUUUCUGAGUCAGA
Molecule: messenger RNA, 1972 nt
Organism: Microcebus murinus (gray mouse lemur)
Lineage: Eukaryota; Metazoa; Chordata; Mammalia; Primates; Cheirogaleidae
Product: cytochrome P450 2C18-like
Biological process (GO): xenobiotic metabolic process
Cellular component (GO): intracellular membrane-bounded organelle; cytoplasm
Molecular function (GO): iron ion binding; heme binding; oxidoreductase activity, acting on paired donors, with incorporation or reduction of molecular oxygen, reduced flavin or flavoprotein as one donor, and incorporation of one atom of oxygen
Source: RefSeq, a predicted model, not a curated record